This is a messenger RNA of Trichoderma atroviride IMI 206040, 1344 nucleotides long. RefSeq lists its product as uncharacterized. The record is from RefSeq and is a predicted model, not a curated record. NCBI's taxonomy places the organism in Eukaryota, Fungi, Ascomycota, Sordariomycetes, Hypocreales, Hypocreaceae. Gene Ontology annotation, cellular component: plasma membrane.
AUGACAGUGGACAAGAGGCCUUGGCGCGAAAAUAAGCUGGUGGUUUGGUUUUGCAGAGGAGUGCAGUUUAUAGCUGCGCAGUGGUUGCUGAUUGGAUUUGCGGUGGCGUGUGUGCUGGGGCGUUUCUUUCCAUCUGUUGCAGAGCAUGGAGGCGUGAUUCGAUCAGAGUACAGCGUCUUGUAUGGCGCCGUGGCCAUUAUUUUCUUAAUCAACGGGCUGCAGCUUCCUCCCGAAAAGUUGAAGCAGAAUCUGACAAACUGGAGGCUGCAUGUGAUAAUUCAGGGGAGCAGCUUUGCGAUUAUCCCAGUGUUUAUGUUGAUUUUUAUACAUAUCUGUCUCGCUGCUGGUGCCCUAAAGCAUGGCACGCCUUCUAUUCCCAUCAUGCUCGGCAUGCUCGCCACCUCUUGUCUCCCCACCACGAUCGCUUCCAACGUCGUCAUGACGCGCUCGGCCGGAGGCGAUGAGGCCGCAGCUGUCAUCUCCGUCGUCAUAGGCAACACCGUUGGGGCGUUUCUGACACCAAUUCUGAUAUACGGCUUCAUACCGCGAGACUCUGUAUUUGAAAACUGGCGGCCUGCAGACCCGAGCACGCUGGGAGAUAUGUACGCCAACGUGGCGAAGCAGCUGGGCUUGAGCGUCUUGUUGCCCCUGACUGUGGGCCAGGCGGUGAGGUGGUGGAAAGGAGAUGUGGUGGCCAAGGUCUUGAGGGUUACGAUGCUGGGGAAGUUGCCGAGCGUUUGCCUGAUACUGCUCGUGUGGACGACGUUCUCAGGCGCAUUUGGCACUGGUGCUCUCUACAAGCUUUCGAAAGCAGAUGUUAUUUUCAACGUCUUCAUCAACAUAGGCCUCUACAUCAUCUUUACUCUCAUCUGCUUCUACCUCGCCCGUCCACCCUUGUUUCUUGCCAGAUACAUCAACCCGCGCGUCACCAACUCCCGUCUGCCGAAAAGCGCCCAGCGCAUAUUCGCUGUUAAAAAGAUGUCCAAGGAGCAGACCAUUGCAGUCUGCUUUUGCGGAGCGGCCAAGACGACGAGUCUGGGUAUUCCGCUGGUGACGGCAAUGUGGAGCCAGGCGGAUGACCUGACAAGGGCGUUUAUCACUAUUCCGGUGUUGCUGUAUACAAUUGAGCAGGUGUUUAUGGCGCAAAUUUUGGUCUACUUUUUUAAAUGGUACUUGCGACGCGAUGGGAAAUCAAGCGACGAUGAUGUAGAGGCUGGCGAUGAAGUUCGGUCCGUGUCGAGGCAAGAGGAGGGCCAUGAAAGCGAUGCUACGGCUCAUGAUGGUGAGGAUGUGGAAAGAGUGCCGGUAGAAAGAUUUGAAAAGAAUGAUGUAAAGAGUGGAUAG